AUGUCAACGUUCCCGUCGAAGAUCCCCCUUCCCUCUCCGCCAUACGAUCGAGAUGGGAAGCAGAAGACAACAGACACUCAGCUUGCCAUCUACGCGAGCACGACUCGAAUACCAAUAGGGCAGCGACCUUGCAUCCAAUACAACCCUUCACAUUACGAUGGGCUACCAGGUCGGCGAUAUUGCGGACUUCCUCCGGAAGCCCUCCCGUAG
Alternaria burnsii is the source of this 210-nucleotide messenger RNA. RefSeq lists its product as uncharacterized. The transcript has a single exon. The coding region runs from base 1 to 210 and encodes 69 amino acids. NCBI's taxonomy places the organism in Eukaryota, Fungi, Ascomycota, Dothideomycetes, Pleosporales, Pleosporaceae. The record is from RefSeq and is a predicted model, not a curated record.